This is a messenger RNA of Archocentrus centrarchus (flier cichlid), 1603 nucleotides long. It is a transcript of the gene nkx6-1, whose product is annotated as NK6 homeobox 1. Gene Ontology annotation, biological process: regulation of transcription by RNA polymerase II; cell differentiation. Gene Ontology annotation, molecular function: DNA-binding transcription factor activity, RNA polymerase II-specific; RNA polymerase II cis-regulatory region sequence-specific DNA binding. The transcript has 3 exons. Gene Ontology annotation, cellular component: nucleus. The record is from RefSeq and is a predicted model, not a curated record. The coding region runs from base 257 to 1237 and encodes 326 amino acids. NCBI's taxonomy places the organism in Eukaryota, Metazoa, Chordata, Actinopteri, Cichliformes, Cichlidae.
CAGCUUUUAUUACCUGACGCAGCUCCGGGGCGGAAGCAGCGCGCGGCUCCCUGCACCAUCCUGGUCCUGAGGACGAUCCGGAUCCGGGACUCUCCCAGCUGGAUUCAGGCUUUGGGCGCUUUUGUGGAACAUUUUGGGAUUUGGCUGCAGUCCGAGCCUGAGAUGGGCUUUGAGCGUGACUCCAGAGCAGAGCGGCUUUAGUCUGGACCCGACCUGCUCCCCCCGGAACCCGGCUGCUGUCCGCCACAGAGAGGGAAUGUUAGCGGUGGGUCAGAUGGACGGGUCCCGACAGAGCGCCUUCCUCCUCAGCACCCCUCCUUUGGCAGCUCUGCACAGCAUGACCGAGAUGAAGACCCCGCUGUACCCGGCCUACCCGCUCUCCUCCAGCGGCCCCAAUUCCUCUACCUCACCGGCCACCACCUCCCCGAACCCGGGCGGUAUGGCCGUGUCCUCCCCGGGGAUCAAGAGCUCCACGGGGCUGUCCUCGGGGCUCGGCUCCCCGCAGCAGUGCUCCUCUGCCACCCCGCACGGAAUAAACGACAUCCUGAACCGACCUACCGUCUCCUGCGCCGGGGCCACGGCCGUCGCGGCCGCCGCCGCCUCCUCCUCGGCGGGGAUCCUGUCGGGACUGCCCCGCUUCAGCAGCCUCAGCCCGCCGCCUCCUCCCGGACUUUACUUCAGCCCCUCUGCGGCCGCCGUGGCGGUGGCCCGGUACCCGAAGCCCCUGGCGGACCUUCCGGGCAGGACGCCCAUCUUCUGGCCGGGGGUGAUGCAGAGCCCGCACUGGAGGGACGCCAGAUUUGCGUGUUCGCCCCAUCAGAACUCCGUCCUACUGGACAAAGACGGCAAACGGAAGCACACGCGGCCCACGUUUUCUGGACAGCAGAUUUUCGCUCUGGAAAAAACUUUUGAACAGACUAAAUACCUGGCGGGGCCGGAGAGAGCGCGGCUCGCCUACUCCCUGGGCAUGACGGAGAGCCAAGUGAAGGUGUGGUUCCAGAACAGACGGACGAAGUGGAGGAAAAAGCACGCGGCGGAGAUGGCCUCCGCCAAGAAGAAGCAGGACUCGGAGACGGAGCGGCUCAAGGGCACCUCGGACAACGAGGACGAGGACGACGACUACAACAAGCCUCUGGACCCGAACUCGGACGACGAGAAGAUCACACAGCUGCUGAAGAAACACAAACCCGCAGGCUCCGCGCUGCUGCUGCACGCGGCCGACACGGACAGCUCCUAACUGGACCGGAACUCCACCAAAAACACCUGAAAAACACCUGAACACACUUUUUAUUUUUACCUGCUUCUAUGGACGGUGGCCCGGACCCGGACCCGCUCACACAGCGGACUCACUGUAAAUACCAGCGUGAGUGUACGAAUAGAAAUGUGAAUAAUUUAAGUGUUUUUCUAUUUUUCCUUUGGGUUUACCCCCCACCCCCUCCUGCUGCGUGUCCCUGAAGGCCUCUCCAUUCAUUCACAUGAGGUGGAGACCCUGAACGCAGCACUUGUACAUACACAAACCGGCGCUUUUUUUUCUGCUCGCACACAUUUUUAUUUAUAUGUUCUGGGUUGUGAGUUGCGCCUGCGCAGUUGUGUACCCCGCAGG